AUGGGUCGGAUCUAUACGGGUUUACGUACGAUUAUUCAAUUAAAAAAAAAUUGGAUUCCGAUUAUUAAUCAAAUGAUUUAUGCUUAUGCUACAACAAAAAAUUCUAGCGGAUGGAAGGAAAUCGCUGCUCAUCAUCCAAAAAUUGAAUUAUUUAGUCGUCAAAAGAAAUCGAAUAUGAUUCCAUGGGGACAAUUACGCUAUAUGCCAAAAUCUUGGUAUGAAACAUCUAAUUAUUCAAGAAAUACGAUUGAUUUACAAUCAGGAUUAUGGUGUUUUCAAUGUUCUCUGCAAAAUAAUCAUCAAACAAUUGAACUAUUUUUCAAAUUUGUUUUACCUGUAAUAUCAAAAGAUAUUCUUUAUUUGGAAUUAUUGGAAGAAAAAUCAUUACAUUCAGAACUUUAUAAAAUGAAGAACGGAAAAAUUGUACAAACACAAAUUGGAACAUAUUUAUACGAUCCAGAAUAUCAUGAUGAAUAUCAAUAA
Molecule: messenger RNA, 483 nt
Organism: Didymodactylos carnosus
Lineage: Eukaryota; Metazoa; Rotifera; Eurotatoria; Philodinida; Philodinidae
Source: the annotation of a GenBank genome assembly